Messenger RNA from Lactuca saligna, 1269 nucleotides. Lineage: Eukaryota; Viridiplantae; Streptophyta; Magnoliopsida; Asterales; Asteraceae. The record is from the annotation of a GenBank genome assembly.
UCUCAUUCCAUAAUUAAUCAUUUGAUUCUAAUUUUUCAACGAGUAGGAUUUGUAUUCCUUUAAAAAGUCUCACGUCUCGAGGACACCAUUAUCACAACUUUCUCUUUCUAGAAAUGGAGGAAGGAGAAGGCGGAGAGGAGUACCUUUUCAAGAUAGUCGUGAUUGGUGAUUCCGCUGUCGGAAAAUCAAACCUGCUGUCGCGUUUCGCUAGAGACGAGUUUGAUUUGCACUCAAAGGCAACCAUUGGCGUCGAGUUUCAAACUCAGGUCGUAGAUAUCGACGGCAAGGAGGUUAAAGCUCAAGUAUGGGACACCGCCGGUCAAGAGCGCUUCCGUGCCGUCACCUCCGCCUAUUACCGCGGCGCCGUCGGUGCACUCAUUGUUUAUGACAUUAGUCGCCGUACUACUUUUGAAAGUAUUAAACGGUGGCUCGGUGAACUCAACACUCACUGUGAUACAUCAAUGGCAACGAUGCUGGUAGGGAACAAGAGCGAUUUGGAGAAUAUCAGGGACGUGAGCAUCGAAGAAGGCAAAAAUCUUGCAGAAGAGGAAGGGCUUUUCUUCAUAGAGACAUCUGCACUCGAUUCCACUAAUGUUACAACAGCUUUUGAGAUCGUGAUUCGUGCCAUUUAUGAUAAUGUUAGAAGAAAGGUCCUUAACUCCGAUUCCUACAAAUCUGAAGUGUCUCUCAAUCGUGUAAGCCUAGUUAAAGAUGCUAACACAAAGCAAAGCUAUUGUUGUUCCAAAUGAUCUUUUCUCGUAUCAUCCAUCUCAGUACUACUCUUGUCCAAACAUGAUUGUGGGAAGAUUUUCGAGUUUUUGUUGGUAGUUACUUUUGGAAUUUUAUGUUUUGAGUUUAAUUAGUGGGAGUCCAAUCUUUCAUUAAGUGCAAUAUCAAUUGUGUAACUUUUACAGAUGAUAAAAUGAGUCAACUAUGUUACAUAAAUUCGAAGACUUAAUGGGCGCGCAUUCAUAUUAUCCAUGAUAAGAAAUUGGUUGAAAUAAGUAUAUUCAAUGCCAAUGGCACAUACCACGUGGAGAGUGAAAGGACAUACAUACAUAGGGGGGCUAUACCUUUGCAUUUGUUUUGAACCAUCAACCUUCAAUGGAGUGGUACAAAAGUAACAUAACUCCCUUUAUUGGAGUUAUAACUUUUGUCGGUUGAAUAAAAAAAACUUGUUAUUAUAUAAUUAAGAUCAUUACGAAGUUCGUGUUAUUAUAUAUUAGUUAUUGUAAAAUGUUAUUGUAUUACUCAGCUUUAGAUAUUUAC